GUCCAUUGUUCUCGGUGCCCCUCGGGCUUGAGCCGCUGCGACUCCGGAGGGGCCGGACCGUGCCCGGGGGCGCUUUAGCGCGUGGAGCUACCGAGGAAGCGGCAUCCGGUCUCUGGAGAGCCAGACCACUUGUUGAAACUGGAGAAGGGUGCUGUCUUCUCAGGGAGCCUGCCUGGAGAAGACUAAAGGUCAAGAUCAAAAGCCUGAGUGAUUCCAACUCAAGGACGUGGAUGAUGGCCUCAGAGGGGCCGAGAGUAACUGCUCCGCAGAGCCCCGUAGUCCGCCUCCCUCGGGAGGAAGACGACCAGGAGGAGGAGGUGGCCACCAUGAUCCUGGAGGACGACUCCUGGGUACAGGAAGCUGUGCUGCAGGAAGACGGCCCUGAGCCCGAGCCCUUUCCCCAGGGUGCUGGCAAGGGCAGCCCCCACGAGGACGUGGCCGGAGGGCCGCAGGGGGCACUCAGCCGCCUUCGAGAGCUCUGCCGGCGCUGGCUGAGGCCAGAGAUGCACACCAAGGAGCAAAUGCUGACCGUGCUGCCCCGGGAAAUUCAGGCCUGGCUGCAGGAGCAUCGGCCCGAGAGUGGCGAGGAGGCAGUGGCUCUGGUGGAGGACUUGACCCAGACCCUUCGGGACAGUGAUUUUGAGAUCCAGAGUGAAAAUGGGGAGAGCUCUAGCCAGGACAUGUUCGAGGACGUCGAGUCCCAUGAGAUGUUCUCAGACGUGCCGGAUGGGGAAGGCAUCCCGCAGUCCGACUGGGAAAGUGACGUGGAGAGAGACUGCAACCCCCAGGGGCCCCGGAGAAACACCCCCAGGAAGGACCGCGGGGUGGUGCCCGCCCCGGGCAGGGAAGCUGGCCAGCUCAUCGGCCUCCAGGGCACCUACCUGGGCGAGAAGCCCUACGAGUGUCCCCAGUGCGGGAAAACCUUCAGCCGGAAGUCCCACCUCAUCACCCACGAGCGGACCCACACGGGCGAGAAAUCCUACAAAUGCGACGAGUGCGGCAAGAGCUUCAGUGACGGCUCCAACUUCAGCAGGCACCAGACCACGCACACCGGGGAGAAGCCCUACAAGUGCCGGGACUGCGGCAAAAGCUUCAGCCGGAGCGCCAACCUCAUCACCCACCAGCGGAUCCACACGGGCGAGAAGCCCUUCCGCUGCGCCGAGUGCGGCAAGAGCUUCAGCCGGAGCCCCAACCUCAUCGCGCACCAGCGGACCCACACGGGCGAGAAGCCCUACUCGUGCCCCGAGUGCGGCAAGAGCUUCGGCAACCGGUCCAGCCUGAACACGCACCAGGGCAUCCACACGGGCGAGAAGCCCUACGAGUGCAAGGAGUGCGGCGAGAGCUUCAGCUACAACUCCAACCUCAUCAGGCACCAGCGGAUCCACACGGGCGAGAAGCCCUACAAGUGCCCCGACUGCGGCCAGAGGUUCAGCCAGAGCUCGGCCCUCAUCACCCACCGGAGGACCCACACGGGCGAGAAGCCCUACCAGUGCGGCGAGUGCGGCAAGAGCUUCAGCCGCAGCUCCAACCUGGCCACGCACCGCCGGACCCACCUGGUGGAGAAGCCCUACAAGUGUGGGGAGUGCGGCAAAAGCUUCAGCCAGAGCUCCAGCCUCAUCGCCCACCAGGGCACGCACACGGGCGAGAAGCCCUACGAGUGCCGGACGUGCGGGGAGAGCUUCAGCUGGAGCUCCAACCUCCUGAAGCACCAGCGGAUCCACACGGGCGAGAAGCCCUACAAGUGCGGGGAGUGCGGAAAGGGCUUCAGCCAGCGCUCCCAGCUGGUGGUGCACCAGCGGACCCACACGGGCGAGAAGCCCUACAAGUGCCUCAUGUGCGGCAAGAGCUUCAGCCGGGGCUCCAUCCUGGUCAUGCACCAGAGGGCCCACCGCGGGGACAAGCCGUACCGCUGCCCCGAGUGCGGCAAGGGCUUCAGCUGGAACUCGGUGCUCAUCAUCCACCAGCGGAUCCACACGGGCGAGAAGCCCUACAAGUGCCCCGACUGCGGCAAGGGCUUCAGCAACAGUUCCAACUUCAUCACCCAUCAGCGAACUCACCUGAAGGAGAAGCUCUACUGAAAGAGCAGAGAGGGAGGGAGCGUGAGGGUGGGGGGGCGGGGGGGGGGGUGCCCGGAGAGGGACCAGCCACCCUGCCCCCACGCAGGGAUGUGUCUUUAGAGGAGCCAUUCCUCCUGAAGGCAUGUUGCCAGGAUCUUAACCCCUGCUCACCCUCACUCCUGGGAUCCUGUCACAUUGGCAGUCAGAGUCAGACCCUGAGAACCGAGCUUAGGAAUGGAAGCUCAGAAAGCUUGGUCCUUUUCCUUGUGACACUUCUCAACUCGGUUGGCUCCGUCUCUCCUGAUCCUCUGUGCCUCAGUUUCCCCUUUGAUAGAACAGGAGGGAUAGUUCUCUGUGUGCAAUGGAAGCCAGCGUUGCCCUCAUUUCAGAGAGAGGCCCCAGACCUGGUCCUUCUGCUGCCACUGUUGGGCUAAGGUCCCUUCACCCAAGCUGCGAGCAUCCCAGGCCCCCUGCCUUGGCAGAACUGGCUCUUCCUGCCCCUGGGUCCUGGGUUUGGAUUUCGGGUCAAGGCGGAGGGGCUUCUCCUGUUCUGAGUCAUCCGCAUGAAGGUGAAGUCCUUUCCUAGUUCUAGAAAGUAUCAGGAACACGGAAACACGGGGGUGUCUGGCCCGGAAACUUUCCAUUGAUAGGAGGUUGCCCAGGGCCUGCCAGGGAAGGCAUAAACGGAGAAGUGAUGUGUUUACUCUUGUCUCUGCUCACUGUCCUGGGGUAAGUUGGCUGUGGGAGUUGGGGACGCACUUACUCUUGCAGGGUUUCGGUUUUUGAGUGUGAGGUGUCAUCAAAGCCCCCAGCUGCCUCCCCCUGGUGGAUGGUAUUUCUCUCAUUCAGGGUGAUUGUCCUGCACUCUGCAUGCAGGGUGGCCUCGCAUCUUUACCCGCCAGAUCCGCGGCCCCGUAAUUGUCACCCUGUGCGCUCGUCGUUUCUGUCUUACGUACACAGAUCCAGAAUUCCGUCUGGUAGCAUUUGUGUACAAAGAGCAUUCUUUUUAAGGUGGUAUUCACUUUGAGGCCACAUCGUCUGUCGCCUGGAGAGAUCUGGACUUGAAUCAAGAUACAGUGUCUCCCUUAAUCUUGAGACGCUCCCAGGGCUUUGUUCUCGGCCGUGAAACAGUGAAGACAGGAUGAUAGCAGGUGAAGGGGUUUUUUAGGAGGGAAGAGGAUGGUAAAAACAGGCUUUUCUCUCCUACGCAUGGGGUCUGCACUCAGAACGCACCUUGGUUUUUACAGGGUGGCUGCUCCAAAUCGCCUAAUAAAGUCGAGUCCCAUUCUUUUCCCAAGUCUGUCUUUUUACAUGUGUUAAAAACCCAAGCUUGACUGUUAGCAAACCCACGUCUCACUUCCCCACUCCAUCCACCUGCUCACCACCUGCCUCAGGCCAGAAGUGGUCCAAGACCUUUAGAGGGAAAAAGGUCACUUGCUUCAAAGGGCACAGCUUUAAGGCAAACCUGGUCCCAUGUGUUCGACCAGCACACACACCUCUCCACUUGCCCUUUGCCCAGCGCUGCAUCCAGCCUGUCAGCUGAUGCCUGGAGCCCCAGCUUUGGCUCCUGUGCCAGAUGGUCUCCCCAGGAGGUAUCCUCUCCAUCCAGAAUCGACUAAGUAAGACACAGGAAGCUCUAGGCAGCAGCAGCUGUUACACCAAACCACUAGGCUGUGAGAUCCCCAUCGCUGACUGCAUUCCUUCACUUACUGAGAAAGCGUGUACUGAGGGCGUGUGUACCAUCGCCGUGCUGGGUGCUGGGGAAAGGCUGUGAACAAGAAGUUCUGUCACGCAUCGUCAUGCUGCUUCACUGGAGCAAAGAUUCCCAUCUGUCUGGGAAAAGACAAGAUCUGCCCUGCCUUUAAGGGAAAGGGGCCAAGAGGGUUUCCUCGGUGACACCCUGGAAUUUGGGUUGUAGAAGAUGGUGGCUCUCUUUAAGUCUCACCUUGAGAAAACAAUGGAUACUAAGCUUUUUAAACUUUUCUAAGUAAAUUUCCUUCUUUAUUCCUCCCUACCUGGUAGAGACACAAAAUAUCCUGGGAAUAAAAAGCAAAUGAGAUUAGCUAGAAUUGCAGAAUCAAUCAGGCAGGAACCAGGUUGGGAAAAUGACAGAUGGUGGCUUUUUAGAAAGGUUGAGAGCCCCUGGCUUCCUGUCCUGCUUGCAGCUAAAGGGGGUCUGCAGAGGGGUCUGUGUGGCAGGAAUGUUGGAUGGAAGGACACAGUUUGUUCCCCUGAAAAACAUCAAGAAGCCCCCACCCCCUGGGCAGAUCUACCUCUGCCAGACGUGUUUCUGUAACAGACUAUCUCCUCUUCAAGGUACAUAUAUUUAGGGACCAAGUUUUUUGUUACCAGUUUGUUUCUAAGUUCAUGAGAACAGCCUUGGGACAAUUAAAAACCUACAAUAAAUGGCUUAUUUGCUUUGC
Molecule: messenger RNA, 4480 nt
Organism: Cervus elaphus (red deer)
Lineage: Eukaryota; Metazoa; Chordata; Mammalia; Artiodactyla; Cervidae
Gene: ZSCAN2
Product: zinc finger and SCAN domain containing 2
Exons: 3
Coding region: 231-2078 (615 amino acids)
Biological process (GO): regulation of transcription by RNA polymerase II
Molecular function (GO): DNA-binding transcription factor activity; RNA polymerase II cis-regulatory region sequence-specific DNA binding
Source: RefSeq, a predicted model, not a curated record